This is a messenger RNA of Osmerus eperlanus (European smelt), 1294 nucleotides long. RefSeq lists its product as uncharacterized. NCBI's taxonomy places the organism in Eukaryota, Metazoa, Chordata, Actinopteri, Osmeriformes, Osmeridae. The transcript is spliced from 2 exons. The coding region runs from base 434 to 1249 and encodes 271 amino acids. The record is from RefSeq and is a predicted model, not a curated record. Gene Ontology annotation, molecular function: catalytic activity.
GUUAUAUAAUUAGGGCCAUUGUCAGCUGCGCCGUUAGCAUAUUUAAGGCGGCUAGCACUGCAGAGGCAGCCUCGUCUGGCAACCUCGGUGCACGAAGACUCGGUCGAACAAAGACAGGGAGUCUACCUGCGGGAGUCCACCGAGGAUGGCCGACGAGACGGAUCACCUCUUCUGAUAAUCUGCUGUGAACAAAGCAGACUUCAUCCCGGCGUUUGCAUCCCAUGCUUCUCUUCACGCCCUUGCGCUGACAGAGACAUGGAUCCGCCCAGAGAACACUGCAACUCCAGCUGCUCUCUCCGUCAACCACUCGUUCUCUCACUCACCCCGCUCAACCGGGCGAGGUGGUGGGACAGGUUUGCUCCUUUCCCCACAUAUUAAAUACACAUCCACCCCACUCUCUGUUACUGCCAAACCAUUUGAACACCAUUAUGUGAUGCUAGCUGAUCCUAUCAAAGCAUUUUUAGUUGUCCUCUACCGCCCACCAGGGCCGCUAGCCGACUUUGUGGAGGAGCUGGAUAUGCUCCUCAGCAUCCUCUCGGAUGAUGGAACACCGCUGAUACUCCUUGGGGACUUCAACAUCCACCGCGAAGGAACGCAGGCCGUCGACUUCAAGUCUCUUCUGACUUCCUUCGACCUGAAGCUGCUGAACACACUGGUGACCCACAAGGCAGGAAAACAGCUUGACCUCAUCCUGACACGUAACUGUAUCACUGACUUAACCUCUGUAACCCCACUACACAUUUCUGAUCACUCCUUCAUCCAAUUAUCUGUCUCUCUCCCUCCAACUCCUCCUACCUCCCCUUCCCUCGUAACUUUCCGCCGCAACCUCCGCUCCCUAUCCCCCUCCCAUUUCUCCUCCAUUGUAACAUCUUCCCUCCCUCCCAUUGACGAGUUUAUGUGCCACCCCACUGACACUGCCACCAACACCCUGUUAUCCACACUAACUGCAUCACUCGACACUCUCUGUCCCCUGUCAACCAGGCCUGCGCGAUCUUCUCCCUCCUGCCCGUGGCUCAUGGAUGUGAUUCGUGAAGAACGGUCCAUCCUUCGGGCAGCUAAGAGGAGAUGGCGCAAGUCCAAAGACGGUCUGGACCUCGAUAAGUAUCACUCCCUCCUCAAAUCCUUCUCUGCCCGCAUAACUGAUGCUAAAACCCACUACUUCCUGAACAAAAUUAACUCUGCCUCAAACGCUCACAAACUUUUCUCUACCUUCUUAACCCACCUCCCCCACCCUCCCCCUCCACCCUGACAGCAGACAACUUCUCCUCCUUCUUUGAGAAAAAAGUUGCUGACA